Cyanistes caeruleus (blue tit) is the source of this 769-nucleotide messenger RNA. NCBI's taxonomy places the organism in Eukaryota, Metazoa, Chordata, Aves, Passeriformes, Paridae. The record is from RefSeq and is a predicted model, not a curated record.
GCAGGACAUGGCGAAGAGCCUGAGGAGCAAAUGGAGGAGGAAGAUGCGGGCGGAGAAGAGGAAGAAGAACGCGCCCAAGGAGCUGGAGAGGCUGAAGAAGAUCCUGGGAACCAAAGCGGAUGUCAUCAUGGAGGAGGUGAAGGAGGUGGCAACCGUGCUGCCCCCCGAGAAAGUGCUGGAGCAGAGAGAUGACUGCAAAAUGGAGCUGGAUAAUAAACGAAACAAAAAAACUCUCCUAGACCAGCAUGGACAGUACCCAAUAUGGAUGAAUUCCAGACAAAGAAAGAAGCUUAAGGCUCAGCGUGUUAAAGGGAAAAAAAAAUCAAAAUUGGCCAAAGGCCUCGUCUGGUAAAAUCAGUUUUGUAAGAUCAUGAAUAUUUUAUUUAACAAAAUAAAUUUCCUAUAUAAGCUCAUGAGAUUUUGUGCUUGGUCACUGAGUAUAAUUUACUGUGUCGAAUGAAUUUUUGAAGAGGCUAUUUAGCCAUCAAAUGGUGACAGAAAUAGCAGUGUGGUGUCUGUCUGCCAAACUUAAAAAGCAAGCUGAGUGCCUUUGAAUAGAUUAAUUGUUGCCUGUGGGUAUCUGUUUUCUUGGCGGGUGAGGGUCUUCAUCUUUUAUUAUGAAUACCAAAAACAGUAAAGGAAAUCCUAAAAGUAAUUAAACCAAAUGUUUUUGUACUGUGGUCUUUGUCAGUGUACCUUGUCUUUUAGUAAAUAUAACCAAAGGAUUCUGUAAACAUGCUGUAUCCUUUAAAUCCUUCUGUAAAAUUCA